This is a messenger RNA of Schistosoma mattheei, 525 nucleotides long. Lineage: Eukaryota; Metazoa; Platyhelminthes; Trematoda; Strigeidida; Schistosomatidae. The record is from the annotation of a GenBank genome assembly.
UGAUUUCACACUUUCCAUUGAAACAUUAGACAAUUAUCAUCGAUGACCAUCGAAAUAAUUGAGAAAUAUGCAAAAAGUAGAGAUAAAAAACUCCAAGAAACUACAGUAAAUGAAAAACCUAUUUUUAUUCAACUUGAUAUCAAAAGUGUUGAUGUCACAGGGUCAAUCAAUAUGAAACUACAAACUGCAUUGACAAAUACUUAUGCUGCAGCUGGACGGAUUGUCCUGUCCAAAGAAACAUGUUUUUCAACACAAUCAAAGGUCGAUAGGUAUCCCUUUCAUGUUAUCACCACCUGUGUAUACAUAUUUACGUGCAUUUACAAGGCAGUUACAUUGGUAGAUUAGGAGAAUCUACGUCCGAUUCAAAGAACAUAUUCCGAAAAGUCUAAAGGUCAAAUGGAUUCAUUUCCAAUCACCUUCGUAUUUAUGAUUAUAUCAAUAUCUGUAUUAACUCUGAUUUUAAAAUAAUAUAGGUUGUAAACAGAAGAUGAGAAUCUAACAAAAUAAAAUGAAUUCAUGUUAUUC